Salarias fasciatus (jewelled blenny) is the source of this 1619-nucleotide messenger RNA. RefSeq names its product septin-4. The coding region runs from base 98 to 1486 and encodes 462 amino acids. Gene Ontology annotation, molecular function: GTP binding. The record is from RefSeq and is a predicted model, not a curated record. The transcript has 11 exons. NCBI's taxonomy places the organism in Eukaryota, Metazoa, Chordata, Actinopteri, Blenniiformes, Blenniidae.
CCUCUGCACCGCUCCGUCCGUCCAUCCAUCCACCCCUUUGACGUCGGUGUCUCUCUAGCAUUCAAGCCACUCAGAUGACUCGGAAGUGGAGAGCAUAAUGCAAGACCCUCAGCAUCACGGAGGGCACGUCCACCACCACCAUGACCACGACCAUGACCACACGCACCAUCACGAUCACGAGGAUCAGGACGCAGACAGGGAGGCUGAGGGCGAAGACCGCCCACACACCCCGUCUUACCUGCGGCCCCCGGCGGCGGGCAGGGCCCAGUCAGAUUCAGGGUCAGACGCCAGUUUGCCACAGAGCAAAAGUGUGGAGUUUGACUUGCCGUCUUCCGCCAGUCCUUCCAGGCCAAAGAGCCCCUGGGGCCUGUUUGACCCGUACGACAAUAACGAGGACCAAGACAAGGAAUAUGUGGGUUUCGCGACAUUGCCAAACCAGGUCCAUCGCAAGUCAGUCAAGAAAGGCUUUGACUUCACGCUCAUGGUAGCAGGUGAGUCUGGCCUGGGAAAGUCCACCCUGGUCAACAGCCUGUUUCUCACAGAUCUCUACAAAGAUAGGAAGCUGCUCAAUGCUGAAGAGCGAAUUACACAAACAGUGGAAAUCACCAAACACACUGUGGACAUUGAGGAGAAAGGUGUCAAGCUGAAGCUCACCAUUGUGGACACCCCGGGGUUUGGAGAUGCUGUAAACAACACCGAGUGCUGGAAGCCGGUGGCCGAUUACAUCGACCAGCAGUUCGAGCAGUACUUCAGGGACGAGAGCGGCCUCAACCGCAAGAACAUCCAGGACAACCGCGUACACUGCUGCCUCUAUUUCAUCUCACCUUUCGGUCACGGUCUCCGGCCUUUGGAUGUGGAAUUCAUGAAGGCUUUGCAUGAGAAGGUCAACAUCGUCCCCAUCCUCGCCAAAGCAGACACGCUCACCCCGAUGGAGGUCAAGAAAAAGAAAAUUAAGAUCAGAGAAGAGAUUGAGCAGUACGGCAUCAAGAUUUACCAGUUCCCCGACUGUGACUCUGAUGAGGAUGAAGAUUUCAAGCAGCAGGACUACGAGCUGAAGGAAAGCAUUCCCUUUGCAGUAAUUGGCAGCAACACGGUGGUGGAGGCCAAAGGGAAGCGGGUGCGAGGUCGCCUCUACCCCUGGGGCAUCGUAGAAGUGGAAAACUCUGCGCACUGUGACUUUGUGAAGCUGAGGAACAUGCUCGUCCGCACACACAUGCAAGACCUGAAGGACGUGACCCGAGAGUGUCACUAUGAGAACUACAGAGCCCACUGCAUCCAGAGCAUGACCCGCAUGGUGGUCAAGGAGCGCAACCGCAACAAACUCACCAGGGAGAGCGGCACAGACUUCCCCAUCCCCGUGGUGCCCGGCGUGUCGGAGAGCGAGACGGAAAAGCUCAUCAGAGAGAAAGACGAGGAGCUGCGGCGGAUGCAGGAGAUGCUGCAGAGGAUCCAGAACAACAUGAUCACUCAGAAAGAUGGCUAUUAACCCAGAGCUCCCGUCACGCUGUGUACAUGUCUUUCUUUCACUGGGAUACAAAAAAAAAAAAAAAAGAAAAGAAAAGUACCCAGCAAACCCGUCUUCCACUCUGCCAGCGUCCACUCGGCCUCAUCAACAGCAU